Halichondria panicea is the source of this 2946-nucleotide messenger RNA. RefSeq names its product testis-expressed protein 11-like. Gene Ontology annotation, molecular function: protein binding. The record is from RefSeq and is a predicted model, not a curated record. Gene Ontology annotation, biological process: meiotic cell cycle. The transcript has 20 exons. NCBI's taxonomy places the organism in Eukaryota, Metazoa, Porifera, Demospongiae, Suberitida, Halichondriidae. The coding region runs from base 159 to 2834 and encodes 891 amino acids.
UGGGUUAGACGAUCUUUACCUAUCAUUUAGAAUUGUCCAGCUGCAUGCAAGAAAGAACACACGUACACUACUUGUACUUGUACUCAUAAGACGGCCGGCUGUACUGGGCUCUUUCUUGGCGUUACAGUGCUGCAGCUGCAGUCAUUAUUAAGGAUAUAAUGCAAGCUCUCUCUCAAUUGCAGAGUGUGUUGAAAGAGCUCCAGGAGGUGCAUGAUGAUGAGCGAUUGUCUGAUCUGUGUGACAAGGCUCUCCAUCUCCUCGAGGACCUGCCCAAUAUUGACGCUAGCGGGAGAGAUGGUCGGACAAUGGCCGUGCAGCUCUACACCAGUGGCAUCACACUAUGGAACAAAACAGUGGCACUCAAGAGUGCAGGGGCCAUUGCACUCAGCCUUAACGCUCAGAUGCGGCACAUUUCCUGUUCUCUGGUCUUGCUGUCCAACCCUUUGGAGCAAACUGAAGCGAAUAUCCUCAAGCAAGUCACUAUGGCUACCAAGACUGGUAGAGCAUGGCUAGACUGUGACAACCCCACAAUGGCUGAGGCCUCACUCACACUGGCCAGUAAUUGUUGGGAGAAGCUGCACUCCCAAUACCCAGCCGUUAGCAAGGACCCCACCAAAGUGAAGACUCUAUUCCGAGUGCUUUGCUUCAGAGCCGAGGCGUGUGUGUGUCUAGACCAACAUGAAGGUGCCAUACAAUUCAUGGAGCAGGCCAAGGAACUACUCAACAUAACUGAAUCACCUUCUGAGACUGCCUAUCUUGCUAUGCUGUGCUACAACUUUGGAUUGGAUCAGUUUCAGAAAGGGCCUAACGAGUACUGUACCUCAUGGCUCAAAGAGAGCUAUGAGCUGGGUAGGGAUUGUCCUAGUCUGGGUGCUGUGAAGCAGGCACGAACUCUCCGUCUCCUGGCCAAUACCUUCCUGGAUCUGGGCGGUGAGGGGCAAUGGCAGAAGGCACUCAACGCUGUCAGUCUGGCGAACUCCGAGCACUCACAUCCGGCCGGGUUCCUGCUUAAGACUAGCAUCUUAUUGCAACAUGACAGUGGGAAUGAGAGACUAGCACAAUGUUUUGAGUCCACUCUCCAACAUUCUGAUCUCAGUAUUGACAUGGGGUUAUCUACUGUGAGACUAGCGUCCAAUCACGGGAGAGCUGACCUGUCCAUGUCUGGACUGACCAACCUUGCCAGGCGAUUCCAGAACUCACCAGAUGUCUAUAGAAUCCAUCUCCUACAUUUGGAGGUUCUGUUGGAGAAUGGCCGUCUCUCAGAGGGCAAACAGUUGGUUGAGGACUGUAUCACAGCUCACAAUACCGGCUCCCCUAUAGACAGUCAGUACCUCAAGCAGUUCCAUGUGAUCCUCUGGGACCAAGCCUCUCAAGCCAGUCAAAAGUUAGAAUAUAGUGAGGCCAUCGUCUGGUACAACUACUCUCUGAGCCUGUUCACCACCGAUGGAGAGAAAGACAAGAACAUUGCCAAGCUGCAGCGUAAUCGGUGCUCUUGUUUCCUUCACCUUGGUGAUAAUGCCAAGGCUGCUGAAGCCAUCCAACAGAGCAAGACUCAUGACACUGAGUGCCCUCAGGCUCACUUCCUCGCCUUCAAACUGGCCAUCCUUCAAGGGGAACACGAUAAUGCUGUAGAGUCAUUGAAUUCUGUUGUCCUCACCUCCUCUUCGGACGGUGUGGGUAAUGGACUAAUCUGUUUGGCUGCCCAACUCGCAUUUGAGCAAAGCAAUCGUGAGCUGGCAGUACUGGCUCUUGAGAAGCUGGUGAAUGUGUCUGAGGACCCACAGAUCUUUACUGCCCUUCGCUGUCUUAUUCGACUCAAAUUAUCCCUGAUUAAUUCAGCCACUUCAGACAAAAUAGUGGCUCUGUGCAGUAUGCUUGGCUAUAUCCAAUCUGCCCAGUCCAAGCUUCCCCUCUUGCCCAGUCCCCUAGCCAAACAGAAGGAGGCGGCUUGGUUCCUCAAGGUGGCCUGGAACCUUGCCCUACAGUGCGAGGACAACUACCAGCAGAUGAGAGAGUUCUAUGUGGCCUGCUACUCUCUUUCUGAGGUUCUCAGCACUGACCCUUCAGUGCUACUACGUCAGAAGACCUGUCAACUGAUGGCUGCUGCUGCAAGUAUCAAUCUAGGCAGGAGCGCUGACUCUGAGAUUAAGAAUUCUUCGUAUAAGGCUGUUCUGGAUCAUGUUUCCAAGUGCCGUGGUAUCUGCAAGCAACUAGGCCUAUCGAAUGCAGCCAGUGACCCCACCCCCUCCUUGCUGUCACUCUAUGAGUUUGAGGCCAAACUGGAGCUGGGUGCUAACGACCUUGACUCUAUGCUGGCUCACAUCUCUUCUCUGCCUGGGCUGGAGGCAAAGACUCUAGAAACAAUGGCUGCCCUGUGUGUGCGUUGCUCCCAGCCUGGUCUAGCAGUGCAGGCACUGAGACUGGCUAUACAACACCACCUCAGAGCAGGGGAUUUGGAUGGAGAAAAACUCGGCAAGUGCUAUCAUAGCCUGGUGCAGCUGGUGAUGGGAAGUGACUGUGGCAGUGACAUGGCAACCAAGGAGCACGCUCGAUCCAUUCUCAACGAGGUGCUGGAUCUGCUGGAUACCAAGGCCAAGGAGAGUUUCCCUGAAAUGGAGAUUCUGUGGCUAUUGACUAAGUCCUGGAAUUAUGGUGUGCACAUGUACAGCUCUCUGCGAUUCAAGGAGUCUGAGCUCUGGUGCAGCCUGGGCAUGAGGUUCCUCAAGCACCUCUCACAACUCAAGCACAGCUAUGAGGAUCAGAUGAGUUCUGUGUACACCAAAGUUCUGGCCAAGGUCCAAUCUGACUCUAUUCAUAUGCACACGUUACAGUGAUUUGUCAUGUUAAAGCAUUAAAUAUUCAGUUCAUUAAUCAAGAGACAUUUUAGAAAUUAUGGUUGUAAUUUUUAUUCUCUGAAAAGUGACACUAAUAAUUAAUGUGGUCAAA